Leucoraja erinaceus (little skate) is the source of this 3110-nucleotide messenger RNA. RefSeq names its product four and a half LIM domains protein 2-like. Gene Ontology annotation, molecular function: transcription coregulator activity. The transcript is spliced from 5 exons. The record is from RefSeq and is a predicted model, not a curated record. Gene Ontology annotation, cellular component: Z disc; nucleus. Bases 828 to 1667 code for a protein of 279 amino acids. Lineage: Eukaryota; Metazoa; Chordata; Chondrichthyes; Rajiformes; Rajidae.
AUCUCAGCAGCAUGAAAAUUGAUGACAGUUGUGACAUAACACAAAACUCCACUGCAAAAUUUGGCUUCUCUGGUCCUUUGUCCCACCAAAUCCAUGCAGACCAAUGAUCCCUCGUACACUAGUUUAGUUUAGAGAUACAGCGCAGAAACAGGCCAGCGAUCUUUGCGCACUAACUACCUUACACACACUAGGGGCAAUUUACACUUAUACCAAGCCAAUUAAUCUACAAACCUGAACAUCUUUGGAGUGUGGGAGGAAAACGAAGAUCUCGGAGAAAACCUACGCGGUCACGGGGAGAACGUACAAACUCCGUAUAGACAGCACCAGUAGUCUGGAUCGAACCUGGGUCACCAGUGUUGCAAGCGCUGUAUAGCAGCAACUCUACCGCUGCGCCACCAUGCCACUCUAACCCUAAAUUAACCGUAGGAUAGUUCUACCCUACACACACUAGAGACAAUUUACAGAAGCCAAUUAACCUACAAACCUGCACAUUUUUGGAAUGUGGAAGGAAACUGAAGCACUCAGAAAAAACCCUUGUGGUCACAGCUAGAAUGUACAAACUCUGUACAGACAUCACCCAUAGUCAGGAUCGAACACAUGUCUCUGGUGCUGUAAGGCAGCAACUCUACCGCUGUGCCACUGUGCUGUAGUAUUUUGUCAACGUUUAAACUUUAAAGGAAUAUAUUCACUUUUAUAUUAAUUUAAAAAAUACAUUUUACCUAAUUGAAAAUAUUUGUACUAUAUCUCACACUUGUAAUAGUCCAUAAUUAUUUUAAGAACUCCAAUUUCUUUUCCUUUCCAGAAAGUGAUCAUUGAGAAAAAAAAACAUGGGGGAUUGCUUUGAUUGCCACUAUUGUAAUGAUUCCCUCCUCGGUAAGAAAUAUGUUUUGCGAGAGAACGACCAGUAUUGUAUCAAAUGCUACGAGGAUCUCUAUUCGAAUACAUGUGACAACUGCAAGGCACCAAUUGGUAGUGACUGCAAGGAUUUGUCCUAUAAGGAUCUUCACUGGCAUGAACAAUGUUUCAAGUGUACUAAAUGUGACUGUUCUCUUGCUGGGAAAGCAUUUUCUGCCAAGGAUGAUACUCUCCUUUGCAUGGAAUGCUAUUCAAAUGAAUACUCUUCAAAAUGCUUCACCUGCAAAAAGACCAUCAUGCCCGGAUUUCGUAAAAUGGAAUACAAAGGAAACAGUUGGCAUGAAGCCUGCUUUACUUGUGAACGUUGCCGGCAGCCAAUAGGAACCAAACCUUUUAUCCCGAAGGAAAAUAAUAACUACUGUGUACUGUGCUAUGAAAAGCAGCUUGCUCAACAGUGCUCAUCCUGCAAGAAGGCAAUAACCACUGGGGGAGUGAGUUACCAUGACCAGCCAUGGCACAGGGAGUGCUUUCUGUGCAUUGGAUGCAAAAUGCAGCUGGCAGGUCAACGCUUCACCUCGAGGGAUGAAUUCCCUUAUUGCCUGGAUUGCUUCAGUAAUCUCUAUGCCAAAAAGUGUGUUGCCUGUUCCCAAGCAAUUGCUGGUCUUGGAAGCACAAAGUAUAUCUCGUUUGAGGAUCGCCAAUGGCACAAUGAUUGCUUCAACUGCAAAAAGUGCGCUAUCUCUUUGGUUGGUCAGGGAUUUCUCACAAAGUGUGAUGAUGUCUUUUGUCCCGAAUGCGGUCGAGAUGUCUAAACUAGAAAAUCAAAUUAUGCCUGGCUUUGGCGGUUGAAUGGCAUCAUCUUUCUAAAGUUAAAUGUACAUGCCGCAAUCUGCACAUAAGAAGCAUCUUGUCAAGCAUUUGGAUACAACAUAGAUUCUGAAUUAAGUUUGCUUCAAUAAUAGCAAGCAAAUUUCCUUUACAAAUAUCAAAGUGCUUAUCCCUUUAGAAUAAGCAUUUCCUAUUGCUUUCUUACAAAGGCUGCUUUCAAUCUAAUUGCUAUAAUAAUAGUCAAAGUAUAUUCUAUUAGAGUAAAUAAAAUGGGGAAAUUGUUGACAUCACAUCGCAAAUUAACUGAUGGUGACCUGAAGGAUCAUAAUUGGGUUUGAAAGGAAUAGUACAACGUGAUGGAUUACUGGCUCAAGACUGGUUGCACUUUAACAAUUUCAACCACACUAAAGCAAAACGAGGAAUUAUACUUUUCCAGACAUGCCAAUUAAAUCAAUUUGCAAAUUCAUAUGAAUUUUUUUUUUUAAAGUAUGAUCUGCAAAGUUAGAAAAACUACUGUUUAUGACAUUAUAUCCAAUUUUUGUUGAGGACCUGACGACAUACUUGGGGUGUUGAGAAUUAUUUUUGCAUGUUUUCUGUGUGAUUUACGCAAUGUGAUUGGGGAGGCUCCACAUGUGGAAGAAAAUAUUAAUAUCCUUCCUUACUUAAUUUUGAUUGGAAUUGAACAAGGUAACAAAAGGGUGUUUGGAUGUGACAAUUGGUAUCUCUCGUUGACCAGGUGUAGAAGAGGUUUGUGGGAAUCGGCAAAGUAAGUUUAGACGUAUUACUUAAUGUCUAGAAAUGUUGAAUGGUUGAUGAUAAAUGUAAACACGAAAUAGUAGACUGAGAUAAGGAAGCUUGUUUCUCUCAGCAGUGUGUUACAAUAAACCACCCGCUCUCCCUACUGCUAGUAGCGUAGGUACGUUGCAAUAAAUGGGAGGGUUUGCGAUUGGCUCGGAGAGGGGAUGGUGGCUCGGUCCACCUAAAAGGUGAGAGAAUAAUGUCACGAUGCCCUUGUAUUAUGCUUGACUUGUAUUAACCAUCUGUUGUUGAAUAUGUGACAUAAACAAUGUUUUAUGUUAUGACUAAUGAAAUAAUUGAUACCCAUGUAGUAGAUACUAUAUUUUUGUGUAGUUGCAUCUAACAAAGAACAAAAGAUGUUUACUACACAGUAGAACUGUUGGCUAAUUCUGCUGUGAAGUCAGAGAACUGGUGGGCCAUUAACUGCCGCCAUCUCUCCAUGUUAUCAUGCAAUAAAGUCUCUUGAAGCAAACCUGCAAAGUCUGUUGCUUUUCGUUUUCCUUUAAUUUACCUCUAAAUUAAGUUCUUCCACACCACACAUCACAGUGUGGAAAACAGUAUGAAAUGCAUGAAUCACAAAAUUCUUCUCCACAGGCAAGAUGUGCAGAUGCAAUGGGACUUGCACACAU